UCUUUCCAUUGGCUGAAAUUCUCCCCUUUUCUUUUUUCUUUCCAGAUCAGAUGACCAAGGAGCCGGUGGAAGACACAGACCCCAGCACUUUAUCUUUCAGCACGUCAGACAAAUAUCCCAUCCAAGACACUGGACUCCCAAAAGCUGAGGAAUGUGAUCCAAUAACUUCGAGCUGCCCACCGAGUUCUGAUGAUCCACAUCAGGGAGAAGAAAACGGCUUUCCAGACAGUACUGAAGAACCUCUUUCAGGGGUUGGCCAGGACCAGCUGUGUAAGGAAGACUGUUCCUGCUCCUCGUGUUCUCUCCGGGUCCCCACCAUAAGUGACUUGCUCGAUGACCAGGACUUGCUGGACGUGAUCAGGAUAAAGCUGGACCCGUGUCACCCCACCGUGAAGAACUGGAGGAACUUCGCCAGCAAGUGGGGCAUGUCCUAUGAUGAGCUCUGCUUCCUGGAGCAGAGGCCGCAGAGCCCCACCCUCCAGUUCUUGUUCCGCCACAGCCAGAGGACUGUGGCCCAGCUGAUGGAGCUGUGCCGGCUCUACCACCGGGCCGAUGUGGAGAAGGUGCUACGCAGGUGGGUGGAUGAGGAGUGGCCCAAGCGGGGGCGUGCAAACCCCACCUCGCACUUCUAGACUGCCCGGCUGCUGCCGGUGGCCAGCAGGCGUGUGAACUAUUCCUAGGAGCUCGUGGCGUGUCUCCCAGGGCUGUUGGGUGUGGAGGGGCAGCUCCUGUGGGGUGGAAGAUGUUUGUUUUUGCACAUCUGUUUUAAGAUCUGGAAAUGGAAAAGGAUAUUUUCUAGGCUUCACCUAGGAGCCAAAGCCUACACUGGAAUGGAUUCAUGCUGUGAUAAAAAUAAAACGAACCUCUCCUUC
This is a messenger RNA of Dipodomys ordii (Ord's kangaroo rat), 872 nucleotides long. It is a transcript of the gene Edaradd, whose product is annotated as EDAR-associated death domain. Bases 51 to 632 code for a protein of 193 amino acids. The transcript is spliced from 5 exons. The record is from RefSeq and is a predicted model, not a curated record. NCBI's taxonomy places the organism in Eukaryota, Metazoa, Chordata, Mammalia, Rodentia, Heteromyidae. Gene Ontology annotation, biological process: signal transduction. Gene Ontology annotation, molecular function: protein binding.